GGGCCGCGCACGGGGCCAGGAUUGGAAGACCCGCCGGGUGCCCCCUCCUGGCCCCAGGCGGCGCGGCGCGGCAGGGCUGUGGGAGACUGCGCGUGCGCGCUGGGCGGCCGGUUCCGGAGACGACGUCCCCAGCCGCCUCCCGUCUCCCGCGACAGCAUGAAGACCGCCGAGGACGCCAGAGGAGUGCAUGGCGAGGGGCCGCGGAAGCUAGGCCUCUGCCUCCUCUGCGGCCUGCCCGCGGCAGGAAAAUCGACCUUCGCGCGGGCCCUAAGCCCCCGGUUACGGCAGGAGCGGGGCUGGGCCGUCGGCGUGGUCGCCUAUGAUGACGUCAUGCCGGACGCGUUCCUCGAGGAGGCGAGCGCGCGGCCGUUGGUGAGUACGGAGGGGGCGGGGCCUAGCCUGUGGUCGCAGAAGGACAUAGAGGGGUUCCACCUAAGUGCUGGACUGCCCCUUGUGUGGGAGCCAUCCCAAUGGAAGUUGCUUCGACAGGAACUGUUGAAGUACCUAGAAUACUUCUUGUUGGCUGUCAUUAACGGGUGUCAGAUGUCUACCCCACCCAACAGGACUGAAGCCAUGUGGGAGGAUUUUAUAACCUGCUUAAAGGAUCAAGAUCUGAUAUCUUCUGCUGCACCGGAGGCCCGGUCUUGCUAUCUCUUAACGAAGACUGCUGUUUCUAGACCUUUGUUUUUGAUUUUAGAUGACAACUUUUAUUAUCAAAGUAUGAGAUACGAAGUCUACCAACUGGCUCGGAAAUAUUCAUUAGGCUUUUGCCAGCUUUUUUUAGAUUGUUCUCUGGAGACCUGUUUACAGAGGAAUGGCCAGAGACCCCAGGCGCUGCCUGCCGAGACCAUCCACCUGAUGGGAAGAAAGCUGGAAAAGCCCAACCCCGAGAAAAAUGCUUGGGAACACAACAGCCUCACAAUUGAGAGUUCAGAAUGUUCUUCUGAAGCCAGCCUGAAGUUGACCGAUUUAUUGCUUACUGCUUUGGAAAAUCCAGUAAAAUAUAUUGAGGACAAUGUGGAACAAAAGGAAGCAGACAGAAUCAUUUGUUCAACCAACCUUCUUCAUCAAGCCGAUCAGAUGCUCCGAAGGAUUGUCUCUCAGACGAUGAAGGAAGCAAAAGAGAGAGACAGAGCAUGAGCUGGGGAGGGGGAGAGAGAGGGAGACACAGAAUCCGAAGCAGGCUCCAGGCUCUGAGCUGUCAGCACAGAGCCCAACGCGGGGCUCGAACUCACAAACCGUGAGAUCAUGACCUGAGCUGAAGUCGGAUGCUCAACCGACUGAGCCGCCCAGGCACCCAGGAGAGCUUCUUUUAAAGGGUAAUCAGGAAGGCUUCUCAGAGGUGAUAUUUAAGCAGAGAUAUGAAUAACGGAAAGAGUCAGCAUGCAGAUAUCUGGAGAUAGAUCAUUCCACGCAGUGGACACAGGUGCAGAAACCCCGAGGUGAAGUUAUUUGGUAGGUCUUAGAGCAGAAAAGAGGCCACUGAAUCGGGUGAAAUAAGGAAUGGGGAGAGGUGGUCGGGGGCCACAUGUCCAGUCAGCAAGCUCAGUGGAUGGUCAGUCUGAACUUAGAUGGCAUGUGUGGUCGUUUUAUAAAAGAACUCCUUUAGGGGUGCCUGGGUGGCUCGGUUGGUUAAGCGUCCAACUCUUGAUUUUGGCUCGGGUCAUGAUCUCAUGAUUCAUGGGAUCAAGACGCGUGUCAGGCUCUGUGAUGACGGUGCAAAGCCUGCUUGGGAUUCUCUUUCCCUCUCUCUCUGUCCUUCCCCUCUCUCGUUCUCUGUGUCUCAAAAUAAAUAAAUAUUAAAAAAAAUUACUCCUUUCGCUUUUAAAUAUUGAACUCUACACUAUAUUUAAAAUCUGACUUAAAAACUAAUAGCCUACCGUUUCUUUAGCUUUUACAUGCUAAGUGCCUUAUACAUACUGUUUCCAGUCUUGACAGCCUCAUGAGGUAGGUGUAAUUUUAUAAAUGGGGAAAUGAAGGUUCUGAGAGGAUCAAGUAACUUACCCAAGGCUGAACAGCUACUAGAUACGUGGACAACCUGGGUUCAGAGUCAAGUCUGACUCUAGUUUAUGUUUUCUGUUACGCUCCCUGCAUCAUCGGCAUCUAUUAUUAACAC
Messenger RNA from Acinonyx jubatus (cheetah), 2116 nucleotides. RefSeq names its product phosphoseryl-tRNA kinase (gene PSTK). Gene Ontology annotation, molecular function: kinase activity; tRNA binding. NCBI's taxonomy places the organism in Eukaryota, Metazoa, Chordata, Mammalia, Carnivora, Felidae. The transcript is spliced from 6 exons. The record is from RefSeq and is a predicted model, not a curated record. The coding region runs from base 157 to 1140 and encodes 327 amino acids.